CUCUGUCGCAGUUCUACCCAGCGGCUGGGCUGCAACGUCGGAACCGCUGCUCGUGGCGCCGAUCCGCGCCCCCAUACUGUCCCCACGCGCUCCGCUCGACUUUGCAGCCGCGUCGCCCGAACCGGCGCAUCUGAACCGCCUGACCCAAGGUCACGAACGAUGCCGCUCGCCGGAAGACUCGGGGAGAUAGAAGACAUCCUCGCGUUACAUGAAGAGGCGGCGGCCGAGCAGGCUAGCGGCGCGACCCAUUGCGUGUUUACGCAAGUCGCGUGCCGCGCCAAAGUCGGCUUCGCGAUAUAUGAGUUGCAGCUUUUAAGUAAGGAUGGCACGCACUCGGGAUCGAAGUUCGCCGCGAGGUGCAAGGAACUCUUUGGGGAGAAAUUCGAAGAUAACGAAGCCUGGCUCUCGAAGUGCGCCUCGCACGUGGGAGGGAGGUAUGGAGGUAUGAAGAGGUUCUGCGAAUUUUUGGAGGACACGGACAUCAAGAUUGGGUGUGGCUACAAAUCUAUCCAGAACGCGAUCAACUAUUUCCACACGCUCCUAGAUGCCUUUGCAGAGAAGUCGCCGGUCGCCUCCCAGUACCUGGCUUCGGACGUCCGCGUGUGCUACUAUGAUUACAAGAUGCCCGGUUUCGUGGAAGCCUUCGCCUCGUGCAUGGCGGACACGUUCGACUUCACGAAGCUGACGGAACUAGUAAAGUACUGCGAGGAGCAGCAGAAGGCCGCCGCGCUCGUGACGCUCUCUGAUCAAGCCGGGUGCCCGGUCUCCGCGCUCGACGGCUGGGACGCGAAGGUAUUAGGUCAUCCUCAAACGUACUGGUUCCGAGACCCGAGCGGCAACGAGUACGUUUCGCUCGAGGCGGCCGCCGAGGCCGCCGCCUCGCUCCUCUCGGAGUCGGAGACGGAGUCGUCGUCGAACAAGCGCAGUCGGCCGGACGAUGAUGCCGACGACGCGCCGUCCUCGAAGCGCCUGCGGGGCGGCGGCUAUGACAAGCACUCCACGCUCGUUCGGGUCUGCAAAAGGGCCGGCAUCACGCACACGGACCAGAUGGACACGGCCGAGCUGGAGCAGAAGAUACGCUUCUGGGUCGCCGCGCACAACCCGCCGUCCGUUCCGCUCGCGAAAAUGGCGGCUAGGAUGGCGGGCGCGGGGAGCAUGCUCGUUUUGGCCAUCGAAGCCGUGGUGUAUUAUUCUUGAUCGCAUGUCGUGGUGCGAACGUGUCU
Molecule: messenger RNA, 1223 nt
Organism: Pelagomonas calceolata
Lineage: Eukaryota; Pelagophyceae; Pelagomonadales; Pelagomonadaceae
Source: the annotation of a GenBank genome assembly